AUGAGAGGGGUGGGUUUAAUGCUACGUCGUUUAGCGGGCGGUGGAAGGGUCCCAUGUUCGGCCGGCCGAUCGCUUUCAAUCGGUGAGAACCUUAUUCCGUCGUCGGCAGAGAUCACUUCGUGCUCCUCCCCAAUCCUCUCCGGAGACGUCGUCCGCCCUCUUUUCCUCUCACCGACGGCCCCUUCUGGCUUUCAGGGCGUUUUGCUGAAUCACUCUCGGAGCUUCUCAUCAUCACCCUCCUCAGAUACAUCCAAGGUGGUGUUAAUUGAGACUGAGGAGCAAUUUAACGAUUCACUUCGAAAGGUCCAAGAUGAAUCUUUACAUGCAAUAUUCUACUUCACUGCAGUUUGGUGUCCUCCAUGUAGAUUGUUAUCCCCCAUAAUUGGGCAGCUUAGCGAGACAUACCCCCAUGUCACCACAUAUAAAAUAGAUAUCGAUAAGGAGGAGCUAGGAAAUGCAUUGGACAAGCUAAAUAUCCACUCCGUGCCCACAUUGCACUUCUUUCAAGACGGUAAAAAGGCGUCAGAGUUCAUUGGAGCAGAUGUUAAGCGCUUCAAUGAUACCAUGGAAACACUCUACAAAAAAUCAUGA
Striga hermonthica is the source of this 591-nucleotide messenger RNA. The record is from the annotation of a GenBank genome assembly. Lineage: Eukaryota; Viridiplantae; Streptophyta; Magnoliopsida; Lamiales; Orobanchaceae.